CUUUUGUCUAAUGGAACAUGGAAAAGACUGGAUCCUGGAUGAGUUCUCAGACCGCACUUUAAUGCACACUAUAAUAACAUAGUUACACAUCUUAUUGAAAUUUUUUACGAUUUCUCAAAGACAUUACCUUCUAAUAAGCAGUGUCACGGUCUAUUUUAUUGUUAACUUUUCCCAUAUUUUUAGGCAAAUCAUACCCUACAUUGCAUGAAAUCCGAUCUAUCAACCGUGUACCGCAAUUAUUAAAUUACGUACCACAAUUAUUAUUAUAUAACCAAUUUGAAGAUAAAUAACUACAAUUUAUGUCCUAAUUAUAUCAGUAUCUAAAAGUGGAUAAUCCGCUAUAGCACUUAUACACCUAUUCUGAUUUGUAAAUAGAAUAGUAUCAUAAAUAUUUAUUGUUCUCGAUAUUCAAGACCAAAAUGAAGAUAAGUUUAUUAAUAUUAUUGUGUCUUAUGUAUUUUUUCAAAUUUUCCAAUGGAGCUAGAUUAUUAGGAAUAUUUGCAAUGCCAGGAAAUAGUCACUAUAUUUUAGCUGAAAAAUUAAUGAAAGGUUUUGCUGCAGCUGGACAUAAUGUAACGAUGAUAUCUCCUUAUCCAACAAAAGGAGUUCCAAAGAAUGCUUCAUGGGAAGAUGUUGUUUUAGAAGGCUUAGAUGAAGUUUACAGAGAAAAGCUCAAAGAAAUCAACUUAUACGAAGACAGCACAAGAAGUAGCUGGAAAAGAAUAAUUUCCUAUCAAAAACUAAUGUUGCACUGGGUUAACGCCACUCUCUAUCAUCCUAAGGUUAGAGCUUUAUUGACCCCAGAAAACAAAUUCGAUGCUGUUAUCAUGGAACAAUUUUUAAAUGAUGCCCAUAAAUAUUUUGCACAUUAUUUCCAGUGUCAUUUAAUUUUAAUGUCUAGCAUGGGUCCAGUAUCAUGGGUUAACAACAUAGCAACAAACCCAUUACCUCCAUCAUAUGUGGCACAUUUUUUUAACAACGGUGAAUUUUCUGCAAAUAAAUUCUGGCACAGAUUCUUUAAUCUUUUCGACUACAUUUCUGACAAUCUAGUUGAGUAUUUUUAUUUGAGGCCCCUACAAAAUGAUUUGCUUCAAAAAGCUUUUCCUGGGGCCCCUACAGUUGAAGAACUAAACGAACGUACUGCACUGAUAUUUUUAUCGUCUCAUAUGAGCUUAUUAGAGGCAGUACCUUUGGUACCAAGCAUGGUAGAAAUUGGAGGCUAUUUUAUAGAUCCACCUAAAAAGUUGCCGAAGGAUUUGCAACAAUUUUUAGAUAAUGCUACAGAAGGUGUUAUAUAUUUUAGCAUGGGUAGCAAUAUUAAAUCAAGAGACAUGCCCAUGGAAAAAAGGCAAAUGUUAUUCAAUGUUUUUACAAAGUUGAAGCAAAAAGUUUUGUGGAAAUUUGAGGAUGAAAAUGUUACUGGAAUGCCCGAUAAUGCUUUAGUUAAAAGUUGGAUGCCUCAACAAGAUAUUUUAGCUCAUCCAAAUGUAAAACUCUUCAUUACCCACGGAGGAUUUCUCAGUACUACUGAAACAAUUUAUCACGGAGUACCAGUACUUGCAAUUCCAGUGUUCGCUGAUCAAUUCAUGAACGCCAAAAAAGCUGUUCAAUACGGUUACGGCCUCAUGCUGCCAUAUCAUGACAAUCAAAACUUUAAUGAAGAAACUUUGAUUAGGCUUCUUCAAGAACUGUUGAAUAAUCCCAUUUACCAAGAAAAUGCUAAAAGACGAUCAAGAAUUUUCCAUGACAGGCCAAUAAAGCCCAUGGCGAAUGCCGUUUACUGGUUGGAGUAUGUUUUAAAACAUGACGGGGCUGAACAUUUGAAAGUUGCUGGAAGGAAAUUGCCUUUUUAUCAGUAUUUGAUACUGGAUGUUGUUGGUGUGAUACUAGUUGUGAUAAUGCUUAUUUUAUUUGUUGGAAAAGUUAUACUUUUCAAUAAAAUGUUCUCAGAUAUUAAGCCACCCAAGGAGAUUAAUAAAUUAAAAUUAGGUUAACAAUAUUGCUUCAAUUUUGUUUGCCUAUAUUGUAAAGUGCCGUUUUUUUGUAAUAAUUAAUAGAUACCUAAACGUACAGUUGUUUUUGAACUAAAUGGAAAAAUAUAGAUAAAAAUUACGCUUAC
Messenger RNA from Ceutorhynchus assimilis (cabbage seed weevil), 2119 nucleotides. NCBI's taxonomy places the organism in Eukaryota, Metazoa, Arthropoda, Insecta, Coleoptera, Curculionidae. The record is from the annotation of a GenBank genome assembly.